AUGGCGGACCUCAUCCGCGACGCGCCUGUCGGGCAACUCAUUCGCUUGAUGACGAAGAACCGGUAUCUGCAAUAUGCCGAAGAGAAGGCUGACUUUACAAUGCCGACGAGAUGGAGCCGGAAGUCGUCUCAGGGCUUCGACUCUGCACUCUCGUCGCCGAUACGUCGACCGUCUUCAGCGCGAAUGGGCGACGGAUUCGACAGCCCUGUUGAGCUGCGCGGCUUCGAAGCGGCUCUCAACAUGAGCGGGCUAGAUUCUGACAGACGACCGAUAUCUUACACGCCUUCCACGCGACAUCUUGCUGCCGAUGGCUCUAUUACUGUUGACUGGUACGAGAUUAACGAUGCGGACAACCCGCAGAAUUGGUCUGAUGGGAAACGAGCGGUCGUGACGCUCAUCAUUUGCCUCUAUACAUUUGUCGUCUACACAUCCUCCGCCAUUUACACGUCUUCCACUCAAGGGGUCAUGGAGGAGUUCAAAGUCAGCCAGUUGGAGGCCACGCUGGGGCUGUCGCUCUACGUCCUAGGCUACGGCGUCGGUCCCCUUCUCUUCUCGCCCCUGAGCGAGAUACCGUCGAUUGGUCGGAAUCCGGUCUACUUCCUCACCAUGACUUGCUUCGUUCUCAUCUCGGUACCGACAGCAUUUGCACCGACCUUCCCGAGUCUCCUUGUUUUCCGUUUCCUACAGGGCUUCUUCGGCUCGCCAUGCCUCGCAUCGGGUGGAGCGUCACUUGGCGACAUGUACAGCAUCGCAACGUUGCCCUACGCCAUGCUUGCCUGGGUAUCUGCAUCAUACUGCGGUCCUGCCUUGGGCCCCCUCUUGAGCGGAUUCUCCGUGCCCGCGAUGAACUGGCGAUGGUCGCUAUACGAAUCCAUCUGGGCCUCGGUUCCAGUUUUGUUGCUGAUGCUCUUAUUCCUGCCGGAGACGAGCAGCGAGACCAUCUUGCUGCGGAGAGCGCGACGACUCUCAGACCUGACGACCGAUCGGUUCGUCACGGCUGGCGAAGUCGAAAAAUCCAACAUCACGGCGGCCGCCAUUCUGCUCGAUGCCCUGAUCAAGCCGAUCGAGAUCACAUUCAAGGAUCCGGCCGUAUUGUUCGUACAAAUCUACACGUCCAUCAUCUACGGCAUCUACUACUCCUUCUUUGAAGUGUUUCCUCUCGUGUAUCCCGUGUACUACGGAAUGAACAUGGGUCAGCUCGGCCUUGUAUUUCUAUGCAUUCUCGUCGCCUGCAUCCUGGGUGUCGUAGGCUACGUUGGUUGCAUCUGGUACAUGGGUCGUCGAGGCUUCGCCGACGCGGAGAAGCGACUUCUUCCAGCGCUGCCUUUCUCGUUCGGUCCCACCAUUGGCCUCUUCGUCUUUGCUUGGACAGCCCGGGCCUCGAUACACUGGAUCGUUCCCACCAUGGGCAUCGCCAUAUACGGAUCGAGCGUUUUCAUCGUCUUCCAGUGCCUCUUCAUCUACAUUCCCCUGAGUUAUCCGCAGUACGCCGCCAGCCUGUUCGCCGCCAACGACUUUUUCCGAAGCGCGCUGGCCUGCGGAAGCGUCCUGGUCGCACACCCGCUUUUUGCCCGCCUUGGUGUGGCCCGGGGGGUGAGCUUGCUCGGCGGCUUCAGCUUCAUGGGAAUUGCUGGCAUCUGGCUUCUGUAUUUUUACGGUGCAAAGAUGCGUUCUCUGAGCAAGUUUGCGACGUCAACUUGA
Messenger RNA from Drechmeria coniospora, 1701 nucleotides. RefSeq lists its product as uncharacterized. Lineage: Eukaryota; Fungi; Ascomycota; Sordariomycetes; Hypocreales; Ophiocordycipitaceae. The record is from RefSeq and is a predicted model, not a curated record. The transcript is spliced from 3 exons. Bases 1 to 1701 code for a protein of 566 amino acids. Gene Ontology annotation, molecular function: fluconazole transmembrane transporter activity. Gene Ontology annotation, biological process: xenobiotic detoxification by transmembrane export across the plasma membrane.